Pseudomyrmex gracilis is the source of this 1732-nucleotide messenger RNA. It is a transcript of the gene Dronc, whose product is annotated as caspase Dronc. The coding region runs from base 120 to 1400 and encodes 426 amino acids. Gene Ontology annotation, biological process: proteolysis; regulation of apoptotic process. Gene Ontology annotation, molecular function: cysteine-type endopeptidase activity. The transcript is spliced from 7 exons. The record is from RefSeq and is a predicted model, not a curated record. NCBI's taxonomy places the organism in Eukaryota, Metazoa, Arthropoda, Insecta, Hymenoptera, Formicidae.
CUACGCGACAAUCACAUGUGUGAAUAGACAGCGAUAGACAGAUAGGAGAUUCAGGAGCCAACCAAAGAAACAAUUUACCAUAUCUCAGUGUAAAUAUUUUUGUGAUUGGUGUGAUUAAAAUGGAUCGCAAGGAUCGUAAACGUUUAGAUGACUGGUGCAAGUUUAUUGUGCCCAAAAUCAAUAUGGAAAAACUUUUGCCAAAAUUGAUCGAAAACAAAGUUUAUAACAAAGACGAUGUAAAUAUCCAAAGAUGGAAAAAAAACCUCAGUUCAGAAGAUACAGUUAAAGAGAUAUAUGUAACAAUUAAAACUCGAGGACCACAUGCAUUUAGAAAUUUUAUUCUUAGUCUUAGAGAAUGUGGUUAUGAAGAUAUAGCUAAUAUAUUGGAAGAAAAAGAUCACGUAAAUAAUUACAAUACAAGUGCAAAACAAACUUGUGAUGAUAUAACAACUCUGGAAGAAAGAAACAAUGUUAACACUAGUUUUCCAGGACAAGGAUUUUGGUGCUCAACAGCUACUGAACCUUUAAAAAUUAAAGUACUGAAAGCCAAAAAAUUUGUGGAUGGUGAAUAUAACUCUAUCGGACGGUAUCCCAUGCGAAGUAAACCUCGCGGAAUGGUUUUAUUAAUCACAAAUAUAUAUUAUAACUCACCAGAAGAAAAACCAAGAAUUUCUGCAAAGCAUGAUGAAGAUAAUUUGAACAAGUUAUUUACAGAAAUUGGUUUUCAAGUUGUAUCAUACCAGAACCUGACAGGAGAACAAAUAAGAGAUGCAGUAAAAACUUUUUCUAAAAGAGACGAUUUGACUAAAGUUGAUUCAUGUUUUGUGAUUGUGACAAGUCACGGUACAGAAGAUAAAGAAAAUAAUACAGAAAUUCAGGGAACUGAUUAUCAUAGUGCGAGCAAGCAAACAAAUUAUGAGAAAGUUCUGUGUUCAGACAUUUGUGAUUAUUUCACAGUAGAAUCCUGCCCACAACUAGCAAACAAACCUAAGAUAUUUGUUUUUCAGUUAUGUAGAGGUAAAAAGAAGCAGAAAGCAGUAAUUAAUGACAGGAUUAUGACAGAUAGUUGUGCUCCUCCAAACACAAAAACAGAUGAAUCCAGUUUAGAUAUAUUUCGAAGUCGUUCCACAAGGAAUUAUUCAGAUAUGCUUGUAGUUCAUUCUACUUUGCCUGGAUACGUUUCGUACCGAGAUACUAUAACUGGCAGUUGGUUUAUACAGAAUCUUUGCAAAAUAUUUAUGAACCAUGCUUGCACAACUCAUGUUCAAGAUUUAUUUAGCCUGGUUGAUUCAGAGUUGAAAAACCUCAGGACGAUAAACAAUGAAUGCCAAACCUCAUCUAUACAGUCAUUGGGAUUUCAUAAACAUUGUUAUCUCCAUCCUGGCCUUUUUGAAGAAUGAUUGAAUAAUCCAUAACAUCACAGGCCUAUAGAAAAAAAAAAACUAUCUUUUUUUCAUCAGUGUGGAUGUAACCUAUAACGAAUUUGACGAUUUGUACUAGUGCGAACUUUGUCGGUGCUACACCUAUGCGGCUAGUGGCUUCUUUUCCAGUGCAACAAAAUCGUCAUAUUCAAAUAAGCUGCAUUAUUUUACAGUAUUUUUAUGUAAUAUAUGUGUAAUCUAUUAAAAUUUAUAUAUUUAUACGAGAAUAUAUAUAUAUAAUUAAGAUAGUAUAUAAUAUAAUAGAUAUUAACAGAUAUUAAAUCAGAUUUAAGCGAACAUGUAUAUCCCAG